GCGGUAUCACGAGGGUCCGAGAAACCAUAGAUCUGCACUGCGUUCUCUCUUUCAUGUGGUGUAGCGACAUGCAGGAAGCCCUUUGGUGUUGUCAAGGCCAGAAAGCGACAUCACCGUUAGUUACCAUCCAUUACAUAUACUUUGCAGCAUCGAUCGCAUCAACAUCAUCAUCCAUCAUCCAGUGAGUGAUCCAGUGAACCUACCGAACAACGCAUGCACCGACCCACCCAUCCAUCCAUCCAUCCGUCCCCGUGGACCCACUCUCCCUUUAAAGCGACACCUGGCUCCAUCCCUCCAUGACAGUUAACUCAUACAUGCUGCUUGCUGCCCAACCACACCUCCGCCACCCUCAGCGGCAUCCCCGCCACGCGGCUGCCCCGUGUCGUUGUCGUUGUCGUCGGCACAGGUGGCGUCCCUCAUCUCCUGGUCGGGCGAGGGGGCACCCUGCGUGUCCAUCGCGGUGUCUCCAUUCAUCGCACUGGCUGCCGCUGUGGCCGCUGCCAGGGGCUGCAUCAGCUGCUGGGGCACCUCCACCUCACCCUCCUCUGGCUCCUCGUUGACAUGGAUGUCGAUGACGGCCAUGUAGGCCCCCAGCUCUUCGGACCGCAGCACCACACACGCCAGACGACGGCCCUCGUUGGACCAACGCCUGAGAAACCACACACACAGACAGACAGACAGACAGACAGAGUAGCCACGUGUUGAGUGCGCAAGGUCUGUCUGUCUGUCUGUCUGUCUGUGUGGUCGGCGUACAUCAUUUUGACUUCCUUGCCAUCCACUUCGCUCCACGACAGCACUCGCCAAUCCUGAUGCAUAUAUGACGCACGGACGAGACAGCCAGGUGUGGAUGGAUGGGUGGAUGGGCGGAUGGGCGAGGGUCCUACCGUGCAGGAUACGACGGCAAUGUGGGCUCCCGAUGCGACGGCAGCCACACGGCCGUCGUGCGAUACGGCCAAUACAUGCGGACCACUGAUGGAUGGAUGGCAGGGACGGAGUCGAUACGUCGUACAGAGUUGAGUGAGUGAUAGAUCUGGCCGUGUGUGCGGCUGGCUGCGUACGUAUCGAGUUGGUGUAUCUUGGUGGCUUCCUUCUUCAGUGGGUCGAUCUCCCACACGCUGAUCCCCACGUCCAGGUGGCUCCUGCACCCACCCAGUCCAAUCAGCCAUCCAAUCAACCAAACAUCUGUCUGUGGUAUGUAUGCCUCUGUGUGUGUGAGGGUCACUGACGUGACAAGUCGUGGCGUUGCGUUGCCGUCCUUCUGAGUCACCCACUGCACCACUGGGACGCCCACGUCCGCCGCGGGCAGCUGCACCACCAGGUCCAGCUCUAGAUCACCCUUGACGCGCCACACCUGCACACACAACGCACAUCCAUCCAUCCAUCCACGCCUGUUUCCUCACAGAAGUGUUUGUGGUGAGCAGGUGUCUGUCUUGUCUGUGUGUGUGUCUGUCUCAGCUACCUUGACGGGUGCGUGGUUGAGAGACAUGGAUGUUGAGUGUGUGACGAAGUACCUCUCGCCCCCCUGGCUCAGCCACUUGCCGUCCAUGUCCUCCAAACACGACAGCUGAAUGAAGGAACGAACCCAACCACAGACACACAAGCAGAGCCACACAAAGACACAGACACAGAGACAAAAGCUGUGGCGGUGCGAUGCGUGUCUGUGCCUGGGCUGCGCACCUCCAUUGGCACGUCGUAGGUGUGGUUGGCCUUGAUGCGGACGGGCCUGCCGCCGUCCAUCGACACCAGGAACACCGUCCCCGCUAAACGACACACAACACAGUGGUCAGAAUGGAUGGAUGGAUGGAUGGAUGGCGGGGAGGGAGAGUAGCGAUGUGACGUGGCUUACUGUCGGGGAUGAGGGCCAGGAGUUGGUCAGUGGCCCAGCAGGCGCGCCACACGUCACAGCACAGCUCCUCACUGUUCUGCGAAUCGUCCACUAUCUGUGCAACCUCGUUCUCGUCCACCAGACCUGCCAAACAUCCACACAGAGACAGAGAGACAGAGAGAAAGACACCUCAGCGCCGUUCGUUCGUUCUUUUAGCCGGGCAAGCAGUCAGUGAGUACAUUGGAAGCUCUGCCUCUGCUGUCCGUCUUUGACGUUCCAGACGACAUUGUUCUCGCCCGUCAUGAUAAGGUACCGCCCAGAGGGCGACACCUUGGCGUCCCCAAACACACCUGACGCUGGCGUCUUCAGCCGAUGCACGCACGCACCUGAUACAGACAGACAGACAGACGUGUCCACGCACAGGAUGAUUUUGGCCUUCCCUGUCUGUCUGUCUGUCUGUUUGUCUGUUCAAUGACCAGUGCGUGUUUUCAUCGCACCGUGCAGGCCGUAUGUGACGGCGCCAUCGUCAUGGAACACUAUCAGGGACGAAAGGUCAUCCUGACGACAGACAGACAGACAGACACGCACGCAUACACCGCGACCGACCAGCCGACCGUACGCAGGCCCCCCUGCUUACAGAGAACAGGAAUGGCGUCGCGUCGCCGAGCAGCUUCAGAUUGGUGUGGUCCUCAUCCAGCAACUCGACACCUGCACACACACACACAGGCGCGUGACAACCGAACCGACUCCAUCCUUUUCCUCCCUCCCUCUCUGCCUCUCUUCCUCUCUCCCUCCCUCCCUCCCUCCCUCCCUCCGUCCCUCCGUCCGUCCGUUGCUCACUGCGGGUGCACUGCGACGCUGGGAUGGCCCCCUGGCCACUUCCAGGAGGCAGCUGGUGAAACUCCACUCGACGGGCACCAUUCCUGCAUCCCCCGGCACGACGCAUCAGGGCGUAAUGUCCAGGUGUCGUUUUGUUUGUUUCUUUCUUCAUGUGUUACUCGUCAGUAUCGGUCCUGACUUUGCCCCCGUUCCACAUGACAGCGAGCGUGCUCCGAUCCCCCCAGACGAACUCAGCCUGACCCAACCCAGCAAAACCCACCACACACAACAUUCACUCACACUCAGGUACACCGUUGUCCGUUGUCUCACCUCCCUCCCUGCCUCCCUCCCUCACCGUGUCGGGCGUGUUGCCGGCAGCAGGAGUGACAGCGACGCUGACGCCCAUGGCUUUGGCGCCCCUGGUCUGUGUGAGGAUAAUGUGCUCCAGACCCGACAUGGUGGCCCUGGGAGGCACACCGGGGAGGUGCUGGGACACCAUGAGCACCGACGGUGGAGCGGGGGCCAAGGUCGGGGUGGGUGUGGCACUGGGGGUGCCAGUGGGCUGGAUGGGGGCCAUGGGGGCGGGGGGCUGGUGGACCGCCGUCGGCAGAACCGGUGGUCUCACCAACGGAUGCUCAACUGCACCUGACAAACCCAGCCAGAUGGGUGGGUGGAUGGAUGGAUGGAAGAUAUCUGUCUUUGGCUGGGUGGCUAAGGGGGUAUGGCUCACUUGCGUGUGGUGGGCGACCCGGUGGCUUGGCUCUCACAACGGGGGGGACAUGCGCCACUGCCGCUGAUGCUUAUGCACACAGACAGACAGACAGAGAACGAAGGAAGAAAUACGUGAGUGAAUGAGGGGAUGGAUGGAAAGGAAAGCGCAGUAAGGGCUGUCUGUGCUGGGGUAUGGAUGAGAAAGCUCAGAGAAAUCCGCUCCUGACUGAUCUUCACGCGGUGCGUCAGGCAGGUUGGUACGUGUCAUGCUAUCACAUGACGUCUCUCUCUCUCUCGCGCGCGCGCGUGUUGACGAACGCGGGGCCUUUUUGUGCGUUUUCUGUGCGCCCCGCCCCCUCACCUCCAUCUGCCCCGCCAUGUUGCUGCUCGCCCUCUUUUUGCAGUUGGUGUUGUUGCCGUGCGGCCUUGGACGCGUGUGCCUUGGCCGCCUUGCCGGCAGCAGGCUCAUCGGACGGCACUCGACCGACCUGCACACGCUCGAUCAGUGCAGUGCACGACAUGCCCAAAUGUGUGCCAUCCAUCCAUCGCAAUGGCGUGCUGAUACGAGUCGUGUACGGUUUGUAUGUAUGUACCUCUGUGCGCGCCUUCUUGGGCGGCGGAGCCUUGAAGCCAUACCCAGGGACGCCGGGACUCUUGGAGGGCCUGCGGUCGUCCACAUCAACAUCUGAACCAAACAACCACACAACCAGACAACCAGACAGACGACUGAGCGUCCUCUCCACGUGUUUGUGCGUCCCAUUGAUUCCCGUCCCCCGGCUGACCAUGGUCUGGAUCAUCUCUGUCUUUGCCCCUUCCCCGCCCUCUGCCUGCGUCACCAUCCCGCAUCGCGGUCUCAUGGUCAUCAUCCCCACCAACAACCCCACCAAAACCCCUCUUGCCACGGCUGGUGCUUGGCGGUCCGUUGGCCUGCUGCUGGGAGGUGGUGCUUACACCCGCUCCCCCACCACCACCACCGGCACCAGUGCCCUCAUUGCUCCCCUGCCUCCUCUGCGCGCCGCCUUGCCGGCUGUAUUUGCCCGUGCCGUUGGGGCCACCAGGCCCUCCGUCGUUGUUGUUUUGAUUGUUUUGGUUGUUUUGGUUGUUGUUGUUGUUGUUUUGUGCGCGGUAUGCGAUGAAGGGGUCUGGAGUCUUGUCGGUGGCCUUGGUGCACUUGUGGCUCUUGAACAAAGUGAACGGGGCACUGCACGGCUGCUCGUUGCCGUCCUGCACGCAAUCAAUGCCACACAGACAUUACAGACAGACAGAGAGAGGUGACAUCCACUUUCCCCACGGCGUGCACCGGCCAUCCCUCCCUGCCUGGCCUGUCUGUCCCUCGCUGGCUGGCUGCUGAGAGUCUCUCUGGCAUCCAUCCAGACACACAGAGAGAGAGAGUGUGUGUGAGGGGUCCACCGUACCUUGUCCACGUGUGCCUCCAUCCAGACGUAGAGUAGGGACUUCUGGAGGAAGGUGAUGAGGGCUCCGUGGGGUAGGCGCAGCCUGCUCUUGUCGAUGUUGGCCUCGUGCAUGAACGAGUGGGCCGUGUGGGUGUACCCCACCUCCAACAGGUACCCGUGGAUGAGCACAUUCACGUCCUCCGUCUUCAGCUCCACACACAUCCUCAACUCAACUCAGCUCAACAACGCUGGCUACUGCACGCAGUCCCACGCACCACAAGACGCAUCGAUGAGCAGCAGGACAACACCUAUACCCUGCCUCACUGUCUUCGCCCACUCACUCGGCAGUUCACGCUUAUCAUUCUCCACCGUGACGCAACUCGAGCGAUUUCGAAGAAGUCAAGAGCUGGGGGCAGCCUUCCAAUGGCAUCACCGCCUCGCAACGUCGUUCAUCG
Molecule: messenger RNA, 5204 nt
Organism: Vitrella brassicaformis
Lineage: Eukaryota; Vitrellaceae
Source: the annotation of a GenBank genome assembly